Molecule: messenger RNA, 1659 nt
Organism: Apis laboriosa (Himalayan honeybee)
Lineage: Eukaryota; Metazoa; Arthropoda; Insecta; Hymenoptera; Apidae
Gene: AdipoR
Product: adiponectin receptor protein
Exons: 7
Coding region: 152-1366 (404 amino acids)
Biological process (GO): adiponectin-activated signaling pathway
Cellular component (GO): plasma membrane
Molecular function (GO): signaling receptor activity
Source: RefSeq, a predicted model, not a curated record
UAAUGAAUAGCAAAUUAUAACACAAAGUUGAUAUCAUUACUGAUACUUAGCACAUAAAUGUUGACACGUGGUGUCUAGUACUCGGGUGUUUUCGACUAUAGUCGUAGCAAUGAACAACCAAAAUUAAAAUUAAUAAUUAUAAUUCCACAAUAUGUCACAAUACGAAGAUGUCAUUGUGGAAGACAAAAGGAAAGAUGAUAAUGCAGUAUCAGAAACAGAAAUUCGACAUAGAAUUCCAUGGAGUGAGCGUGUAUUAUUAAAUAGCGAAGUACCAGGUUUACAUGAGGUUAAGGAAUUAUUAGAAGAUGAUGAUGCAAGUUGUUUAGCAGAAGAAGAAGAUGGAGUUGGUUGUCCAUUACCUUCCACUCCUGAAGAUGAUCAUCUUUUGGAUUGCGAGAUGACAGAAGUAUUAAAAGCUGGUGUGUUAAGUGAUGAAAUUGAUCUUGGUGCAUUAGCUCAUAAUGCUGCAGAACAAGCAGAAGAAUUUGUUCGUAAGGUUUGGGAAGCAUCAUGGAAGCAAUGUCAUUUCAGAAAUCUUCCAAAGUGGUUACAAGAUAAUGAUUUCUUACAUGCUGGCCAUAGGCCACCUUUACCAUCUUUUUAUGCUUGUUUCAAAAGUAUAUUUCGUAUUCAUACAGAAACUGGAAAUAUUUGGACUCAUUUACUUGGAUGCAUGGCAUUUAUUGGUAUAGCUAUAUUCUUCAUAACACAACCUCCUAUAGAAAUACAAUUGGAAGAAAAAUUGGUAUUCGGUACCUUUUUUGCUGGUGCUAUUAUAUGUUUAGGAAUGUCAUUUGCCUUUCAUACUGUACACUGCCAUAGCGAAUGUGUUGGAAAAUUAUUUUCGAAAUUAGAUUAUUGUGGAAUAGCUAUGUUAAUUAUGGGUAGUUUUGUACCAUGGCUUUACUAUGGUUUUUACUGUGAUUAUCAACCUAAACUUAUUUAUUUAUCAGUGGUUGUAAUACUUGGUGUAACAAGUAUAGUUGUAUCGUUCUGGGAACGAUUUGGUGAACCAAGUUAUAGACCAUUAAGAGCAGGUGUUUUUAUGGGAUUUGGUCUUAGUGGGGUAAUACCAGCAGUUCAUUAUGCCAUUGCAGAGGGUUGGUUUAAAGCAAUUAGUCAAGCAUCUCUUGGAUGGUUAAUAUUAAUGGGAUGUUUAUAUAUCUUAGGUGCAAUGUUUUAUGCAUUAAGAGUACCUGAACGAUUUUUCCCUGGCAAGUUUGAUAUUUGGUUUCAGAGUCAUCAAAUCUUCCAUGUGUUAGUAAUUGCAGCAGCUUUUGUUCAUUAUCAUGGAAUAACAGAAAUGGCUAUGUACAGAAUGACAAUAGGAGAUUGUACAAAUCCAUCGCAGGUGAUAGCUUUUUAAUUAUGCAAUGGAUAUAUAAUAUUGUGUUGGAUUUCAUCUUAUGUACCUUUAUCAAGACUUAAAAAGAUUCCUAAAUCUUUGUGUAUCGGUAGAUCUAUACUAUAAAAGAACUGCUGGAAACAAUGAAAAUGAACAACACAAGAUUUUCCUUCUAAUUUAUUGUAAUUAAUCAAGAAUUUUAAAAAAAAUUUAUAAAUAUUUAAUAAAUUCACAAUAAAAUACAAUAUGUGAUAAUUAAGAUUACUAACAAUAAAUUCAAAAGUUUAAUUAAAUAAAACUUUUUACACUUUCGU